Molecule: messenger RNA, 6476 nt
Organism: Schistosoma curassoni
Lineage: Eukaryota; Metazoa; Platyhelminthes; Trematoda; Strigeidida; Schistosomatidae
Source: the annotation of a GenBank genome assembly
UUUCUCUAUUUAUAUUUAUUUAUUUAAUAUUACAAUUACCAAAUUUAUGUGAUUCAAUUGAAUCUAAUAUAAAAUGGUUUAUAUAUUCAAAUCAAUUAGUGGAUACAUUUUCUGUAAAAGAUUUGAUUUCAAUGGGUCAAGGCAACAUCUUCUAUCAUCUUCAUUCUGGAAAUUAUACAAACCUCUUAGAAUUACCUCACCUGAACAGUAUUUUCGUUAUUGGAAACAGGAACGCAAUAUUUCGCUUGAAUCCAGAAAAUCUUCGACUGAUGGCUAGUUUUGAGUUGCCAUCAAAACCAAUAACAUCAUUCUGUAUGGCGAAUACAAAAACUCCAUGCAUUGAAACACCGGAAUUUAAUUUGUUACUACAAACUCAUGAUAAACAAAAUAUUUGGUAUUGUUAUCUUUAUCAAACAGUCUAUAUGAAUCAGAAUGUCAUUCCAAAUGUACAGUCUGCAAGAUGUGAAAUACCUUCACCGCUUAAUUUAGAACCUGAAUCUCGUUUAGUUCAAUGGGAAAAUUCUGUAUACUCAUCACUUGAUAUAAAUCGUCCAGGUGUAAGUCUAAUGGGUAGUGAUGGUUUCUUGUAUAGCUCUGGUUGGUUUCAUGGAGCUAUGCGAAUACAUCGUUCAAGAUUACCAAAUUUUGAUGGGAAAGCUAAUUGGAAUCAAUUCUUGGCUACUCCACCAGAUGAUGUCUUUUUAAAAGAAUCAACUCAUUUCAUCUGUGCAUUUGAAACAUCGGAUUCUGCUUAUUUCUUAAUUCGUGAAUUAAAAUCACCAACAUGUGAAGCUAGAAUUCAUAAUCGUUUCGUACAAACAUCUAGCUCUUUUGCUGAUACUGAUAAUGUUCAAUUUUCCUCUUCAUCCUCAUUAUCAUUUUCAAAGUCUUCAAUAAAGACAACAAUACUAUCGUCAAUCACUGAAACACCAGUUACACGCCUAAUAAGAAUAUGUAAAAGGGAUCCAGGUGGAUAUCAAUAUGUGAAUGAAGGUGAAUUUGUUACAUUUAGUAAAGUGACAUUGGAAUGUAAAUUUCAUCAAAAUCAUCCUAUAAAUUAUUAUAAUUAUAAGACAGAAAAUAAAAAGGAACUGUUUACUGAUCCGUUACUGACUGAAUUGUCUUAUGGUCAUUCAAUAUCUGGUAAAUGGGAUCCUUUGGAUAAUAAGUUAUAUGUUAGCUAUCAAACUGGCAUGAAAUAUCCUACUGGUGAUGCACUUUGUGUUUAUGCAUUAAAUGACAUAGAAGAUGCAUUCAAUAGUCAAUUAGCACCAAAUGAAAAUUCGGGCAAAACUCAAAUAUUGCCAAAUACUUUUGAAAAUAUGUGUAAAAAUUUGGAUUCUGGUCAGCUGACAGAAUCAAAUAUAGAUAAAAUACGUCAACUACCAAGAACACAUCUAUUACGUGUUAAACAUGUGAAUCCAAUUGAUAAUCGUCCAUUAAUUAUUCGUCCUGUCCCAGGAUUACCAUUUAAACAAAUCAAUCAUCAAUUAGGCUGGUAUCAUAUAGAAAUUGAUCAUAAUGACAAGAAUGUUAUUUUAUAUUUAGCUGGUAAACAACGUAUUGAGCGUUAUGCAUUAUUUAAUUUAUCUACGGAUGAUACCAUGGAGAUAUGUCCUUGGGAUCAAUUGACGAUUGAAGAUUUUGGUAUAGAAAAUGAAAUUAUUACAGGUAUUUAUAUGAAACAUAUCAAACCAAGUAAAGAAUUUUAUAUAUUGACAAGUAAACAUGUCAUUCAAUUACCAAAAUCGAUUCAAUUAUGUGAAACAAUUAAAACAUCAAGUGAAUGUAUCAAUACAAAUAGAAUUUCAUGUAAAUGGAAUAAUUUAUUAAAUAAAUGUGAAAUAAAUUAUAAAACAUUAAUAAAUCAUGAAAAUAUAAUAAAAACUAAUUUUUAUAAAAAGAAAAAUGAUCAAAAUCAAAAUAAUAAAAUUUUAUUCAAUAAUAUUUUUUCAAAAUUUUCUACAUUCAAUCCAAAUUUUUGUUUAUUUGAUAAAAAUAAAUUUCAAAAAAAUAUAAAUGAUCAAUUAAUUAAUUAUUGGUGGAAACAUCUUCAAGGUCAUUUGCAACAACAACAACAACAAGAACAGCAACAACAAUACCAACAAAAUGAAUUAAUUCAAAAUAUUCAAUCACCAAUUAUAUGUAUGACAUCGAUAUGGUCACCUUUAUUAAAUCAAUAUCAGAAUCUUACUUGUCAUUGUCAACCAUGUACUGAUUGUACAAAUGAUGAAUUAUAUAGCAUGAAAGUUAUGAAUUGUUAUUUUCAACCAUCAUGGUCAUUCUGGUCACCAUGGUCUUCUUGUUCAUCAGACUGUGGUCACGGGAUACGCACACGUAUGCGACGGUGUGAUAGUCCACAACCUGUAGAAAUGAAGAUUAAUAAUCAAAAUACUAAGAAACUGAUUGGAUGUAAACAUAGUUACGACAUUCCAGUCGAUGAAAAUCCUUAUCCACCUGAAGUUGAAUUGCAAGUUGAGCAUUGUCAACAGACUAAUAAAGUUUGCAAUCAUGAAGUUUCUUCACCAAUCCUCUUUAAAGAGCAAACAUAUCAUUUAGGUGAAACUUUUCUAAAAUGGAAUGAUUGGAAGGAUUGUUCUACUAAAUGUGGGAUUGGUAUAAAAACACGUAAUUUAAUUUGUUCAACAAUUAUCAACAAAUGGGAUCAAAGUGAUACUUCACAAUGUUCUAUUGUGAAUUCUGAAACAAUUGAUACAAGAAUUUGUGAGAAUUUCACAUGUCAACAAGAAAUUGUUCACUCAGAAUGGACACCUUGGUUAAAAGUAUUGCCUAAUAAUCCAUGUAUAUUAAAGUAUACAACAAUACCUGGUCGAUUAAAUUCACAAGUAUAUUAUGAACAACGUCUUCGUCAUUCAUGUAGUGUACCAUUUGAAAAAGCUAAUGAUUUACAAAUUGUUAGAACACAAAUCGUUGAAAGAAAAUGUUUCAGUAUUGAUCAAAAGUGUUCUAGUGUAUCAAACAUAAUAAACAGUCAAACUGAUGAAGAAAAUAGAAUUGUUUCUGAAACAACUGAAAGAUCUUCUAACUCAAUCUGGUCACCAUGGAGCGAGUGGUCUGAAUGUAAUCAAAAUUGUAUUCCGUUAGAAAGUAUUUCGUCAGCUGACCAACUAGAUAAACAACAGACAAAGUUUUCCAGUACCAUCCUUUAUACCUCGAAUCAAUAUCAAAUUCGUACACGUAAAUGCUUAUCUAGUGCGUGUUCACAAAAUAAUCGUUUAGAUGCUGUUAUUGAUUUACGCAGAUGUCCUUCCAAACCAGCAUGUAAAAGUGGCUGGUCAUGCUGGUCUGAUUGGUCAAAUUGUUUCUCGACGAAAUAUGAUAAAAGGAGCAUCAAGUCUCCAUGUAAUUGGCGUGACGAUGGGAAAUCAACACGUACACGAACUUGUAUACUAACACCAUAUGAUCAAAAUCCAGAGAAACAGAAAGUAAUUUGUAGUGGAUAUGAACAAAUGAAAAAGCAAUGUAUUUGGUUUGGUGGUGAUCAAACAGAGUGUUCUGAGUUUAAUUUAACCGGCAUAUAUUCCGAUAUUCCAAUUGAUAUAAACACAAAUUAUCAUAAAACUUCAGUUUGGAGUAGUUGGUCCACUUGGGCAUCAUGUGGAUUGAUACAAACACAAACUAGUGGAAAUGAACUUCAAUUUUCCGAAAAUUCAUUGGACCCAACAAAUCCACACCUACUUGCUGUCCGAAGAAGAGAAUGUCAGUUAAUUAAUAUUGACAAUAGUGAAUUAUAUGCAGUGGAUAGUCACAGAACAGUUUGUUCUGGUUCAUGGAAUCAAAUGAAAACUUGUCCUAAUAUGGCACUGAAUAUUGCAGGAGGUAUGCUUAUUCUAUGUUAUGACUAAAGCAAUCAUUAUCCUUAUUAAUUGCUUCGAUUCUCCUUGUAACACUGAUAGUUGAUAGACUUAACUGCAACAUAUUUAUAGCUCCAGUAAAUGAAGUUUUACUCACUGCUUUUCACUGAUACUGGAGUUUUAUACAGAUGUGAAAGUGUCCAAGCUAACAAUGUAGACUAAAAACAGAUUGCUAGGUUUGUAGAACCUUGAAAAAGACUUCAAAUUAUUGCCAUUCUGUCCAACAACUACGUCAACUGAGAUCGUAAAAAAUUGUUUUACAAAAUUCAAGGUAGCUCAAUAUGACCUUCAAAAUGACUUCCAGUUUUGCUAGUGCACUUGUCCGAUUCCUGUUUGUGCUGUUCAAAAAACCCAAGCUAGUCCUUAGAAAUUAGGUGCUUCAUAUUUUGCUAGAACUGUUUGCAAAGAAGAUUUUCCGAAGUUCAGAUCAUCAGAAACCAUCCGAUCAGCAUAAGAGGCCUCACACAAAGUUUUUGUAGACACGACAGAUCAACGGUCGUCGUGGAUAGUUCUCACUUAAACAACAGAUCUAUUAAAGAAUGGCUGUUAUCUCCAGUGCUUUAUAUCUCUAAACACCCUUCAACGCCUCGUGAAUUUCCUGGGAAUAUCAUCAAGUUUCGGUCUUAGGUCAUUGUCCCGUUUGUUCAUCAAUCUCUAUCGUCAAGGUCGCUUCCUUAAGGUCUUUACAAGACAAUCAGUUUAUGAAAUAUGAUUAGAUGUAAUUAUCAUGGGAAUAGGAAACAGAUAUCGGCAGUCAAUUUAUUAAGUCAAAACACAUCCCUAACAGUACUCCAAGUUGCAAUAAAAUGUUUGGUCAUGUGAACAGAAAAAGGAUAAAAAAUAAAUUCACAACUCUUCAUAUAAUCUUAAUUGGUCUGCUGAGUUUUGUCGCCGGGAUAUUAGUGGCUGGUGUGGGAAUAAUUAUUUACCAUAGAGAAUGUCACAAACGAUAUUUGACUAGAAAUAUUUAUGGUAAUAAUAAAAAUAACAGUAUCAGUAAGUUAAAAAGUGGAUUAGUUCUUGAAGAUGAUAUAAAUAACCUACAUCCUAAUCAUUUGAACUUUUCACCGCCACCUCAGCCAAUUCUAACUUUGCCUAUACCAAACAUUGUAACAUCAUCUAUAAAUGAGAAUUCACUAAAUUGUGGGUACCGAAAAGCUAACAGUAUUGUUUACGAUUCAGUAGCUUCACAAGAUGGUGUUACGUAUUUAGAGCCAAAUAUCAAUUAUCAGCAAAAGUCCAACAAUGAUCAACCGAACGCAUAUAGUAGAUUUAAUUAUAUACCUGAUUCACGUUCAAAAGAUGAAACAUUUAGUAGAAGAGAAACAACAACUGCGGCCAAUAAAGUAGAUGGUAUGUUGAGAAACGAUGGAUUUUGGAGUUAUCCUCGUUCAGAUCGAGUUAUAACACCGUCAAACCCACUGAAUUUUAAUGAAGACAAUGUUUCUAACUUACCUACUCAAUAUUAUCAUGAUACAAUUGGUUAUCAACUUCGUCAUCAUCAUCAACACCAUAAUUCCAAUCCGGCUUCACAAUUUUAUAGUACAGACAUUGGUCAUUUGCCGCAAUCAAAAGAUAAUCAUGAUGACUACGGUAAAUAUCUAGACAAUUCUCUAUCCCCAUCACCUUCAGGUUAUAAACCGAGUGAAAUUUUCAAACGAAUAAACAUCGAUACGGUACAACAGUAUUCACAGUCUCCUAUAUUAAUUCCUCAAAAUCAUCCUAAAUACCGAAGGAAAUCUCAGAUUCAUAAUCAAACUAUAAGUACAAUAUCAACACAAUUAGAACCAUGGUAUGCCUCAGCUGCUAUCGGUUUACCGAACAGUAGUGGUAAUAGUAAUAGCAAUCGUCGAUUAAUGUCGGAUUAUGGCACAUCACCAAUGGAUAUGACGAAUACACAUCAAUAUCGUCAUGAACAUGUCGUCAGUCAUGAUGAAAAUAAUGAUAACCACCAUGAGGAAAGCUUUCGAUUCCCGCCCAAAAUGCCGAUCCUAUCUGAAAGGCAUAAAUUAUAUGAUGUCAACUCACAGUCUAGAUUGAUACCAUCAUUGUCAGUAUAUUCACAUCAUUCUUAUAGCUCAAACUUUUUAGAUGCCGAUAAUCGAUCAUCUGUAUGGAGUGGAGGUGAAUCAAUUCCCUUCGAAAGACCAUCUAAUCCACACUUAAGAGAACCAAAUGAAUUUUUUGAGCAACAGUCACCUUCAUCACAACUACUUCCCUCCCAAACACACCCGCCUCACAUUACAUCGGAAGAAAUUCCUUCCUCUGUACCGGUAACAACUUAUUGUAUAACACCAUGAACUUUGGAGCAUGGUGAUGUUUAUUUUUUUAAUGACUAUUUUUAGGCUAACAGACAAAACAUUAGGCUUUUAUUUUAAUUUUUCCUAAAUUUUCUUCUUCCCUCAUACCUUCAAGUCUAAAUAACAUUAAACAUAAUACUGUGCACUUAUAGCAUGAGUAGUUAUUUGUAUUUGUGAAAGGUUGUAAACAUUGAAUUGUGCAUAGAUUUAUACGGUUAUGCAUAAUUUGUAUUUAGUUAUGAUAAACACAAAGUUUAGUUCGUGAAAUAAUAUUAGAUAAUUCAUGUUCUUUAGACUUACC